Messenger RNA from Osmia lignaria (orchard mason bee), 2438 nucleotides. RefSeq lists its product as uncharacterized. The record is from RefSeq and is a predicted model, not a curated record. Lineage: Eukaryota; Metazoa; Arthropoda; Insecta; Hymenoptera; Megachilidae.
GCGCGCGCGAGUAGAGUACACACGGUCUGAUCGAGGGCGCAUGCGCAGACGCGUUGCGCGCCGCGACUCGACUCGACUCGCUUCGGCCCGACUUCUCGGCUCUCCGUGGCUCGCCCUCCCCGCCGCCAAGGUGCAUGCAUGCAUUCUAUGCGGCGUGCACCGCAUUAGAUGCAUUUCUAAGUCGCGCCGCAAUAAAUCGCAGAAAUAUCGAAGUGGAGAAGAGGCCCGCGCGUUCGCACCGAGAGCCUCGAAAUCGUGGCCGCGUGACACGCGCGAACGCAACCCGUCUACGAGGACGCGACGCGACGCGACGCGGCUGGACGCGAGGCGAGGCGACCGCAUCCAACAGGAAGCAAGCAACACGGGCGUACGAAGAAAAGAGAGAAGGAAAAGGAGACAGCCGGUCGAGGGAACACCGGGACAGAGAUACGCUGGCUGCUCGAUUUUCCUAGAAUCCGAUAAUCCGGUAAGCGACUCGGGGAGUCUGCUUGCUGUUUCGCGACUCUCUCUCGAGCUACGGAUCCCGAGGGAGGAACACGCCGCUACGCAACGCUCGCUUUCGCUACGGACUUCGCUACGGAGAUCGUUUUUCGUGGCAGCGUGCGCCGCGUACCUGUACACGCACGUGUAAACCUGGUGACGUCUUCCGACUCGUAUCCCGUAUAAAUCCUUCGCGUUUUCCAUCCCGCUACUACCUGGGGUAAGGGCAGUUCGACGUCGCGAUCUUUUUCCGUUCUCCUUCCUCUUCGGAACGGACAGGUGAAAAAUCGGGACGCGUUGCAGUGAUCCGAGGCCCGGAAUCGUGAUGAACGCUCGUCAUUGUCGAAUUGGAAUAAUGAUCCACGCUCGUCGUUCAACCGGCAGGAAGUGAUAAAGGUUACGUUCACCGACCCGGACGCGCGCUAGCGAGAGAAGCGACGCGAACGCGCGCGCAAUUUUCACGGAAAAAGGGCUACCACGGAGCUACGGGAGCACUUCGAAGGAGGAAGAAAAGAAUACGACACACUGAGUCACGUGCGAACCAGUCCCUCCCACUUGCGAACGUGGUGCCGCGGAUUUCAGUACACGCUGAAAAUCGUAACGUCGUCCAACUCGAACAGCUCCGAUCGACGUUGUUUAGAGAAAGAAAAAAAAGCAACCAGAGGACCCGGCUGGAUCGAGAUCGAUAAAGAGAAACGAGUGGUAGACACCGAAAUACGGUGCCAAUAUCAUCGGGCGCCCCCUCUAGCCGCGAGAAGCGUACAGCCCUGGUGCACGUUUUCACCGAUACGGCACACGGCACGGCACUUACGAAAAACUGUACCGCGGAGCUGAUCGGAAAGCACACGGCGUUUUUCCACCAGACGGAGAAGACGAGACUCGAUCGUACAGUGUGAUCGUCGACGUAACGUCGAGUUGAACCGCGGACGUGUGGCCGGAGCGAUGCACGCGGAGAUCAGUGCUCGUCAGCCAGGGGAUCUUUGAAAGAAAACCGGAGAAAGUGGGAAGAAUCGGCGCGUUCUUGCAUCGGUUACUCGCGAUUCUUUGCGAGUCGCUUCGAUAAAGAAGUUUGCGCUGCAAACACAGAGGUGUCCUUCCGCGUUUCGUCGAGUUUGCCUGUUUUUCUUUUUUUUUUUUGUUUUUUUUUUUCGAUAAUUCGGCAACGUUUUUCUCGCUGAUAAGCGGCCGCGAGUGAGUGAAACGAACGAAACUGAUCGGUCUCGCGAAACAGUGUCGGAUGAACUGGAAAGACGGAUUGCAUCGAGUGGAAGAGGAUGGUGACGAGGACGACGGCGAGAAGGAAGACGACGACGACGACGACGGUGACGAAUACGAUACGGACGAUGAUAACGAAGGCCUGCUAGGGAAAGAUAAUUCGUAUUCAGCUUCAAGCGGGAGACGCGUUGCAGCAAGAGAUUCCCGCGCAGGAGAGGAAGACUGGACAAAGCGGAAGAAGCAGAAUAAGACGAGCAAAGCAGAAGAAGCGGAGGAACACAAGAGUAAAAGAAGAGCGAAAGCGAGACGCGUAGAAGCGGGGUUGCGACGGAAGUGAUUUGAUAGCGAAGAAGAGAGCAAGGGAAAAAAAGAGAACGAGUGAACGAAGAGAAGAAGAAGAAGAAGAAGAAGAUCUGGAAUAAAGAUAGAAGUGAACGUUACAAGAAGCAAGAGGAAAUCAGUUGAAGAAAGGAAUAAAGAAAGGACAAAGGAAAAGGGGAAGAAGAAGACGAAGAAGAAGCAGCAGCAGCAGCAGCUCGUUAGAGAGAAACCUCGCGCCGCAUACAUAUAUAUUUCAGUGUGUUCAAAAAACGAGUGUACCUAAGUGCAAUAUUAAUAAACCUAAACGAUAAUAAGAAGCAACCACAACUACCAUCGACGAUAUAUCGGUAACGGCGAGCGGUUAAAUCGAUAAUCGAAUAGAAUUCCUUUUAAAGAGUUAAAGAAAGAAAAAAAAAAAACCC